AUGCCUAAAGUAAAAAGUAAAUCAAUUACCAGAAAUUAUUUUGAAAAGAUUGAUAAUGUUAGUGCAAAGUGUAAGCUAUGCGCUAAAGUGAUCAAAGUUGGAGGAGGAACUUCGAAUAUGUUGGCACAUAUUAAGAGAAACCAUCCUCAGGCUACAGUGGAGGUGGAUCGAGGUCAAGUGGGUGAUCAGCCAGGCGAAAAUUUAGCUGAAAUUAUGACAGAUUUACUAACAGAAUGGAAAAUAUUAGGAAAAAUUUCUGCUAUUGUUACUGAUAAUGGUACUAACAUGGUGAAGAUGUGUAAUUUGCUGGGAAUACGGCACAUGCCGUGUUUUGCCCAUACGCUUAAUUUAACUUUGGACGAUUCUAUGAAGCUUUCUCAGGUGGAGGACAUAACUAACAAAUGUAAAGCCAUAGUGAAAUUUUUUAAGAAAUCAUCUGUAGGUUGGCGAGCGCUAAAAUUAGCUCAGAAAGAAAGAAACCCCGAUUCUACUCCUUUGAAGUUGAUACAAGAAGUAUCUACAAGAUGGAACAGCACAUUCUACAUGAUGAAGAGAAUACUACAGCUAAGUGACAUUCUCGCAUUGGUGUGUAGGAAAUUAAAUCAGGCGCCAGACUACUUAACUGCUUCCGAAGAAGAAGCAGGGAGAGAAGUUAUCAACAUUUUGGAAAUAUUCGAGGAAGCUACAAAACUCGUCAGCGCUGAUCAAUAUCCAACUAGUUCACUAGUUAUUCCGUUAAUAUGUGGACUAUUUGAAAAAUUGAACACAAUAGAAAUUUGCCUAACAACAGAUAUAGGCAAGAUGUUUCACUCAUCAGUGAGGCGAAACAUAAGUAGCAGACUCUUGGCAUAUGAGACAAGAACUGUAUCCCAAAUGGCUACAUAUUUACAUCCAGUAUUAAGAACAGGAUUCCGUCACCCGGAGAACAUGCAGUCGGCUAAAGAGUUAGUCAGGAAAGAAUUAUCCCAUAACUUAAAAGAUUGUGCCGAUAGCUCUAUGCCAUCGACUUCGGAGCAGCCAGGUAGUAGCACAGAACAGAAAAAACCUGGACUGCUAGACUUCAUAAAACAAAGAAGACCCAAUACUAAUUUAACUGCUUCUGCAGUUAAUAUUUUACGAAUGUAUUUGGAGACAGAUCCACAAAAUGAAGAAGCCGAGAUCACAAAAGCAGCUGAAAGUGCGGGAGCUUUUUGGUCCAGCAACAAACACUUGGCGCCAUUAAAUACAAUAGCGCUAAAGUAUUUAGCUAUACCAGCCACAUCGGUACCUUCAGAGAGGAUGUUCUCUAAAUCAGGAUAUGUAUUGUCCUCUAGAAGGAGCAGGCUACAAGCAGAUGCUGUGGACCAAAUUUGUUUCAUAAACCAAAACUACGAUUUGUUAGAAACAGGCAAAGUAUAA
This is a messenger RNA of Parnassius apollo (apollo), 1398 nucleotides long. The record is from the annotation of a GenBank genome assembly. NCBI's taxonomy places the organism in Eukaryota, Metazoa, Arthropoda, Insecta, Lepidoptera, Papilionidae.